Messenger RNA from Plectropomus leopardus (leopard coralgrouper), 2707 nucleotides. The record is from RefSeq and is a predicted model, not a curated record. NCBI's taxonomy places the organism in Eukaryota, Metazoa, Chordata, Actinopteri, Perciformes, Serranidae.
CGUGAUGAUCCAGAUCACAGCUGAGACGAUGGACUCCCUACGGCAAGCCCUGAGGGACAUGAAGGACUUCACCAUCACGUGCGGUAAAGCCGACCAGGAGGAGAACCAGGAGCUCGUCCACAUCCAGUGGACGGAGGACGACCACAACUUCAACAAGGGUGUCAUCAGUCCGAUUGAUGGGAAGUCUAUGGAGUCCAUCACCAGCGUCAAGAUCUUCCACGGCUCCGAGUUCAAAGCCAACGGCAAAGUCAUCCGCUGGACAGAGGUGUUUUUCCUCCAGAGUGAGGAUCAACCCAACGGUCUGAGCGACCCGGCCGACCACAGCCGGCUGACGGAGAACGUGGCGAGAGCUUUCUGCAUGGCGCUGUGUCCGCACCUGAAGCUGCUGAAGGAGGACGGCAUGGCCAAACUGGGACUGAGGGUCACACUGGACUCUGACCAGGUGGGUUACCUGGCAGGAAGUAACGGCCAGCCGCUCCUGCCUCAGUACCUGAGCGACCUGGACAGCGCGCUGAUCCCCGUCAUCCACGGCGGGGCGUGCCAGCUGAGCGAGGGCCCGGUGGUCAUGGAGCUCGUCUUCUACAUCCUGGAGAUCAUCUCCUAAAAGUCUGCUGAGCUUCACCUCCAGACAUCUUUUUACUUUCCGACGUCAUCUCACCGCCCGCUCCUCCUCCAUCACUUCCCUUCAACCGAUUGCACUUCAAAAAGAGCCCGAAAACUGUGGCGUGCCAGGCGGGGUAGCAUUCCUCAAGUCAAACCUAUGCAUCCAACCGCCGUCUGUUUCUGCUCCAGAGGCCGCCUGGGGCCCGAGGAAGCUCCGAGCGGGAUCAUCCGUCACCUGCGUACCUGAAGCUCACCUGACAGGUACUCCUGACCUCCGGUGUUCGUUUGAGCUGCUCCGAGCAGGAAAUGAACACCAGAGCCGUCUGACCCCCGUGUGGUGUUACAGUGUCUAUAAAGAGUAUCCACCCCCCUGGAAAGUUUUUAUAUUUUAUUGUUUUGACAACACUGAAUCAAAGUAGAUUUGAUGUGAAAAGACCUUUUCUAUCAAUCUCUGCAAAAGUAAUAUAAAACAUAAAAUAUGUUUGCUGUACAAUAUUUACCUUCUCUUAAUAGGACUGACCUGAAUCUCCACACACGGCCGUAACACCGCAAAUAUUCACCGCGCUUGCAUCUUGUUGAAAUUUUGUACAACGGAAAUUAAUGCUACGCCCUAAAUUUUCCCAGAAAAUCGUCCUUUUAAUCAUUGACUCCUGCUUUCUGACUCUGAGUGAAGGGAGCUGAGCUGUUUUCUUGUGGUUGCUCUUUCAACAUGUGUCUCCUAAGUCUGAAAAAUUAGUCGAGGACUGAAUGCUUCGUGCGACGAACGAAACUGGCUUCAGAUCCUUUAACAGUUGAAAAUGUGCUGCAAAGGUGCAGCUACUAAACACUGGCAUCACUAACAACAAAAACAAAAAACAAGAAACAGUUCAGAUUCUUCAAAAGUUCAUUUAUGUUUUUCUAGGAAAGUAUAUUAAAAAAACUGAUGAUUUAUCGGUGCGAUAUAUAUUGCACAUCCCUAAUUUAGCACAGUGAUGCGUUACAUUAUUCUGUCACUGACAGAUGAUUAAAGUAACACAGUACAGCCAGCACUGAUUACACAAUCAAGUACUCUGUAUUUGUAAUGAGUUCAGAUGGAUGUUUUUUCACUCGGACAUAUACGGGACUUUUUCUGUGCAUCUGUGUCGGAAAAAAAAGUCACUUUAAAUCUGCUUUGAUUUUAGGGCUGUCCCGAAUAUCAUUUUUGGGUCUCCGGAGCUUCUCCAUCAAUCACACCGACACAGUAAUGGCUCGACUCAAUAAAUCUGUUAAUGGUCAUUCCUGUCGCUGUGUGUGACACAAACACUGAAAUGACAUUUAAAAAAUUUUAAAAAUUGAAAACCAAAUACCUACCCAAGUAACGAGUUCUUGAAUAGCCAACUUUGGGUCCAGCCCUUUUUGAUUCAGUGUUGUUAAAUAAUAAAACUUUGAAGGAGGGUGAGUACUGAAUUACAGGUAUUGUAUGUAGCUCACCGUCUCUCCAGCGUCACUGUGGCAGUCGGGGUCCUGAAGCACUGAACUCUGUGGCCUCUGUGUAGCACGGAUGAUCUUUAACAAGGAAGACUCAAAUCCACCGCUGAACGCUCUGGAAUAUCCCUCUGAAGUUAAAAGUCAUCACGAGGAGCUGGAAGGUGCGUCUGUGUGGCGAUUUUUAAAUUUUUUUCAUUUUUUUUGCACCGUGGUGCUCAGUGCCUGCAGCAGCAACUCAUCAAGCAAAAACAAAACACAACAAAGACACAUUUCUGCUUCACCUCUUUAAGCUUUACUCAUCGAUCACCAGAUGCUUUAAUUCAUGGAUAACUCCAUUAACCUGCUGUACAUAUUUUUGUAGGCGUAACUCGUCCAUUCUAACUCCGCAUCUGUAGCCUCCAGAGACCCCAGUUUGAGACAGUAUUACUGAAAGUGACCGUCACAGACUCCUCUGACUGACGCUCUGUGAAAUACGAUUACAAAAACGCCCUUUUUGUCCUCACAGUAGACAGCUGAUUUAAAGAAAAAAAGGUUCCAAUGCUUUAUUGAUAAUCUGUACAUAAAGCUGAAAUCAGUUUUUAAACCUCAUCAAUCACUUCAUGAGCUUCGACAUCAUCAGCGCUUGUUGUUCGUCCUGCGGUGGUUCGUAAAGCCACUC